Messenger RNA from Drosophila yakuba, 3624 nucleotides. It is a transcript of the gene mmm, whose product is annotated as dynein axonemal intermediate chain 3. Lineage: Eukaryota; Metazoa; Arthropoda; Insecta; Diptera; Drosophilidae. Bases 119 to 3517 code for a protein of 1132 amino acids. Gene Ontology annotation, cellular component: inner dynein arm. The record is from RefSeq and is a predicted model, not a curated record. The transcript has 6 exons. Gene Ontology annotation, biological process: inner dynein arm assembly; cilium movement involved in cell motility. Gene Ontology annotation, molecular function: dynein light chain binding; dynein heavy chain binding.
CUCCCGGAUUGCCAUGACAGAAUUGGAGUUUUCCAGUUGUCAGUAGGAAUAGAACAAAUAAACAAAACAAUCAGACGAAACUUUAUCAAAAGGAACCGUUUAGAAAGACGCACUGACCAUGUCGAACACGGAUAUCGAGCCCACGGGAAGAUCGGAAAUAGAUGGUGACUUCGAAGGUUUGCCGCUCGAUGCGGAGCUUACAGAUCCUGCGGCACCGUUGUCAACUAGGCGCAGCAAGCCCUACUUCAAAAAGUUCAAGGAGCCGGACUCCGACGAGGAUGUCGGUGAUCUGCGACAGCUGUUCAAUGUGCAGGAGUCCUGGCGAACCCUCAUGUCCCUCUCCAGUUGCCAAAAGGUCAUGGUGUCAGAGAAAGCUCGAAAGGCACUGAAGAUUGAGGUGGGCAUCAAUGUGACGCAGGAGUUCCCAUGGAAGCAGGUGCAGUUCAAGGACCUUCGAGAUGUGCUCUUCGACGAACUGGAAAAUUCGGCUGAUCUGAUGAAGAAGUUCAAGAACUUCAAUCCGGAGCACUUCGUCCUAAUUGGUUUCUGUCCACUGUUGACCGAACAGGAAGAUGAUCCGCCCGAGGGCGAACCCUUCAUCUUCUACUCGAGCAUCAAGGAGUCCAAAAUAGCCCUGAGUAUCAUCCAGAAUAUGGAGCACUUCGAGCGUUGGCGGAUGCAGCGACGCCUGAGAAAGAAGCCCCGUCGAUGGGUGAGCCAUGGCACUGAUGCGGAGAUGACCAUCAUGGUGGAGCGCUUCAAGGACGAGCCCAUCGAUGUGGAGAUCCAGAGUGUAUAUCCCAUUCAGAUGCCGCGCCACGUGGCCUUCGAUUACCGAUUGACACGCGAUGUCCGGGAUGGAGUGAUCGAGCUUUUGCCCAAUGAGAACAUCAAGUGGGAGAAUGUGACCAAGAAACGGAUCAAUGUGUCGGUGCAAUCUGCGCCUGCUAAAAUCGAAAGAGAGCAGCAAACCAAUCCGACUUUUCCCUCGAACGCCUGGUCGCAGUACCUGUAUGAGAUCGAGGAUGAAGACCUUGAGCUGGAUGAAACCGAUGUGGACGAGGAGGAGGAGAAGAAGAAGGCCCAGGCUAAGCCGGGAACAUAUGUGGAGCCCGAGAAGAAACCGCCGGAAAUGUCCGCUCAGAUUGAAAUGUUGCUCAAUACUCUGGAAUUUAAUCAGAUCGACAGCUAUCGCGAUGACUAUUCCUUGAUAUCCACGCGACAAGUGGUGCAGUACACCAAUCCCUAUCUGCAGGAGUUCCUCUGUUUUGCCAACAUAUCGAAGAGCAACAAGCGCUUCGUGGCUGGCUAUGAUUGGUAUCCAAAACUAUCCGGACUAAUAGCGGUGUCAUAUGCAUUCAGCACUCCAGCUACCGUGAAUGAGGCCAGUAAUCGGGUGGACUAUGUGCAGCGAGCGGUGCUCGAGCCCAAUCCCGUACUCCUGUGGAGCUUUUCCGAUAAUCUCAAUUAUAAGCUGGAAUUCGAGGCCCCCAUCGAGAAUACUGCCCUGACAUUUUGCCCAUUUAAUGGGGAUAUCUUGCUGGGCGGCAGUAAGAAUGGUCAGGUGGUGUUGUGGGAUCUUCAAGGUCGCUGCGAGAAGCUGGAAGAGGAGGAGUACUUGACGGCGGCCCAGGCCAAGUACCGUAUUAUGAUCGGGGAGUUCCUAAAUUGGACCAUUGAUAUCGAGGACAAUGUCGUCGCACCGGCCACCAUUUCCUUGUUGGAUUGCUCACCAAAAGGUGCUAUCACAGGAUUUUAUUGGCUGGGUCGUUCGAUGUAUUUAAGUCAAUUUGGAAAGGUUUACAAUGAUCCCGAUCCUCGGAACCAUCACCAGUUCUUUAUCACGUGUGCCUUCGAUGGCACCAUUAGCUUCUGGGACUUGGACAGCAAGGGUGGAAAGGGUGCGAAGGAAAAGAUGCGAAACCGGAUGCUGCCCAAGGAGUUGACCUCGAGUGAAUCCGCAUACAAAUCCAUGAACAUAAAGCCCACCUACAACCUUUACUUCCCGGAACCAAUAACUGGCAUCAUAGCGGACACCUCGUGUUUCUCUUGCCUAACUCCUGUUGCCAAGUUGAUACACGCCAAUCCCUCGAACUAUCCCAUUAAGACAAUAGCCAAGGAUCCACCCACUAUGCGCCAGAGCAUGAUUGUGUCCACAUUCUAUGGCCAUGUCAGCCGGAUUGAUUGGCAGGGCACAUAUACGGAGGGAGAGGCCACGGAGGUGAUCAACAGUUCGAUACCCUUUGCCAUGGUCCACGAUGGACCUGUGGUGAUGGUGAAGAAGAAUCCCUUCUAUCCGGAGCUGUUCGCUUCCAUCGGACGCACCAUCCUGGCCAUUUGGAAGGAGGACUAUAAUUAUUCACCCAUCUUUUGGCGGCAGAGAGCCUGUGACCUCACCGCCGUCGCCUGGAGUGAAACGCGUCCAGCAGUUUUGUAUCUGACUAGAAUGGAUGGCAUUCUCGAGGCGUGGGAUAUACUAGCCCGCGACGAUGAUGCUUGCCUCACGGAGAUCCUUGGCGGUGGUAUCAUUACCGGGAUCACGGAGCAUCGUCCCUCGCUUCCCUAUAAGAUCUUGGGCAUUGGCGACUAUAACAGUAGUAUAAGAAUGGUCAAGCUGCCCCAUUCCUUCGAUGUGCCACUACCCAAUGAGCUGGAACAGCUGAUGAAGUACGUCCUCAAGGAGGAGCGCCGCAAGGUGGGCAUUCAGGCGUGGGAACAGAAGUACUACGAACUCAACAAGGACAUCAUAGAGGCAAAGCGUGAGGCUGCGGCGGAAGUCCGCAAGGAAAUGGAUAGAAAGGAAAAGGAGGAGCAGCUUGCCACCAGGAAAAAGGGCCAAAAGUCCGGUGAAGAAGGUGGUGAAGGUGGCGAAGAGAUCAAGCGUAAGAAUAUCUACAGUGGCUUGAACUACAACGAAAAAAUGGCCGUCAAGUGGGACGAACUUAAUCUGAAUCGAAUGAUGACCAUUUUGAUGUCCCGCAAGCAAAUGGAUCCCGAGAAAUUGGCCAGGGAGACGGCGCUGGAGAAGGAGCGGCACUCCUACGAGGUUGCCAAGAAGAAGUCCCAUUUGGAUGUCUUGGCCAGAGUGGAAAACGAUAUUGCUAACAUACGGGCCAGAAUCCUGCCUGCGGAGCUGCAGGACAUGCAGCGCAGUGAGAUGAUCGCGGAGAGAGUAAAACGAGAGGUUGAAGAAGCGGACUCCUAUGAAAAGGUGUGCGAAGAUUCCUUCGAGAUCCUCAACAACUUCAAUGAGUUCAAGCCCAUCGAUUAUAUUGAGUUUCUGGAGCGAGGUCGCAAGAGGCGUCAACUUUUGGAUCAAUCCUUGGGUGGCAAUACGGAUCGAUUGCGGUGGUACGAGGAUAGGGUCAGAUUGGGGGAACUGGGCGAGUGCCAGUUCAUCUACGAACCCCUUGGCGGAUCUCAGGCGGUCGAGUCCAGUCAACCCGAAUUUGCAGCUCUACAGAAUAUGAUGACCAAAUCGCACAGCGAUAUUAUUGUAGACGAUUUCGACGGUUAAAUGGUUUUAUUCGUCCUUAUAGUUGGUAAAUGUAAAUAAACACUCUAUUAUUUAAAUUUCAAAUAUUUUUAUUUGGCAUUUUGCUAAUAAAACUGUUAUGCAGAAAA